GGGGACCGGGGGAGACGGGCGGGUCGCGACAGCGGGGGCAACUAGUGGCGCCGCCCCCACAGACACCAGCGCCUCCAUCGCCUCUUCAUCCACUAUGGACUCGGUGUUGGAAGAGGACGUCACCCUCCCGGGGACGCUCAGCGGCUGCAGUGGCCUUGUUCCCACUUUACCAGAUGACCUAGAGGGCGUCAGCCUCAAUGCAGGUUUGGGGAAUGGUGUGCUUCCAAAGGUGCCAGAAGAAAAGGUGUCUCCCACCAGAGCACGGAACAUGAAGGACUUUGAAAACCAAAUCACUGAAUUGAAGAAAGAAAACUUUAACCUAAAACUCCGCAUCUAUUUCCUCGAGGAAAGAAUGCAGCAGGAAUUUGAUGGCCCCACAGAGCACAUCUACAAAACUAACAUUGAGCUCAAGGUGGAAGUGGAAAGUCUGAAGCGGGAGCUCCAGGAGAGAGAGCGGCUGCUCAUCAAAGCCUCCAAAGCAGUGGAGAGCCUAGCAGAAGGGGGCGGCUCUGAAAUCCAGCAGGUGAAAGAAGAUGCUCGGAAGAAGCUGGAGCAGGUGGAAGAGCUCCUGACCAAGAAGAUGCUGCUUUUAGAGGAGGAUGUGAAAGCCGCCCAAGCAGAACUGGAAAAGACUUUAGCAGCGAAGGAAACCGAGAAGGCUCUGCGGCUGAGCCUGGAAAGCAAGCUCUCCGAGGUGAAGAGGAUGCACGAGGGGGAUUUGCAGAUGCCUCUGGUGCUGGAGGAGAAAGACAGACUGAUUGAGGAGUUGAAGCUGUCUUUGAAGAGCAAAGAAGCUUUAAUUCAGCGCCUUGAAGAGGAGAAGUCUCAGAUGGCAUCUCCUGAUGCGAACGUGGCACCUGGGGCACGCCGAGGGGAAGAGGAGGAGAGAGGAGCGGAGGUGGCACAAAAGGAGUGUCAGAAGGAGAGAAGUCCUUUUGAAGAGAAGAUCCAGGCACUUCAGGAGGACCUGAGAGAGAAAGAAAGAGAAAUUGCUACAGAGAAGAAAAAUAGUUUAAAGAGGGAUAAAGCCAUUCAGGGUCUAACCAUGGCAUUAAAAUCAAAGGAAAAAGAGGUUGAACAACUUAAUGCUGAAAUCAAAGAACUCAGUGCUGCCUUUGCUAAAGCCAGAGAGGCCCCACAGAAAGCACAGGCCCAGAAAUUACAGGAGUCUGAAGACUAUGAGGCUGCUCUGACCCAGAAAGAAGCCCUUUUGGCUGAGCUGCACUCAGAAAACCUGAGCAAGAGCACAGAGAACCACAGACUGCGUAGGGACAUGAAGAAGGUCAUGCAGGAGCUGAGCGGCUUGCAGCAGGAGAGGGAGAGGCUGGAGAGGGCCCUGGAGGAAGCCCGAGGAGAGAAGAGCAAGGGAGACCGCACCAUCCACGACCUUAGAAAUGAAGUUGAAAAAUUACUCAAUGAAGGGAAGGAGAGAGAGAGAGCAGUAGAGGAUCAUUACCAAGGUCUUCUGAGUGAGAGCAGUAAGAAGCUGCAGAGUCAGGAACAAGUGAUCAGGUGUCUGAUGGAGCGUGCCAAUCAGAAGGACCCGCUGCCCCAGCAAUUCAGUGAGAAUGAUCUGGGAGCAAUAGAGCAGAAGCAUGGGCCAGUGACUGCAGAAGAUCCCGAGUUCUGGGAUGAAGCCUUAGUAACAGAGAAGUGCUCUUCUGUCCAGGCACCAGGCAGCAGCUGCACUUUCUCCCAGGAAAAGCAACAGUCAGACUAUGAGGAGCUGAUUCAGGUCUUAAAGAAAGAGCAGGACAUCUAUGCCCAGCUGGUGAAGUCUCUGCAGGACGCAGACAGUAUCAGCAACUUGCAGGCUGAGUUAAACAGCAUUUCUGCCCUACGGAAGCAGCUGGAGCGGGAUGUGCUCUCAUAUCGGAAUUUGCAGAAGACCCUGGAGGAGAUGAUCAGCGAAAUUCGGAGGCGGGAAGAAGAACCAUUUUCAUUUUACAGUGACCAAACAUCUUAUCUCAGUAUUUGCCUUGAAGAGCACGGUCAGCUGCCAGUGGAGCAUUUUUCUCAAGAAGAACUGAAGAAAAAGGUCAGUGACCUUAUACAGCUAGUGAAGGAGUUGUACACAGACAACCAGCACCUGAAGAAAACUAUUUUUGAUCUUUCCUGCAUGGGCUUCCAGGGAAAUGGCAGACCUGACUCAACAGAACAAAGAGAGCUUCUCGCUAGCAAAGAAGAUGAGGACACGAUCAAAAUUGGAGAGAAUGCUGGGGAUAAUUUCCUGGGUGAGCAGCAUUUGGAGCCAAGUAAUGAGGUUCUGGAGGACUGUUCCAAAGGAGGCUGCAAAAAUGGAUACUUAAGGCACCCAGGUUCCGGUAUUUUAGACUACGAUGAGCCACAAAAACCUGGCAGCCCUGGAGACCGGAGUCUCGGAGAAGGCGAGCUCCUGAGCCUCCUGGCUCCGUUCUUCAGUGAGAAGGCCGUGUUGUUACUGGAAUCCAGGCCAGACCUUGUGAAGGUGCUGCGUGAGCUGCUUGGGGAGCGAAUACACUUGACAGAGCAGGAAGUUUCUGGAGAAUGCCUUGAUGGUAAAACUGAGAAGCCGAAGCUGACGGCCCUCCCGCUAAGAGGUGGCCUUGACCAUCUCAUCCAAGCUGACUCGUUCUCCACACCACAAGAUGAACUGAAGUCGUGCCAGGGGACCCAGCUGGCAGAGGCUGGUGAAGUGUCCAGGGUGGAGCUGAGACACGCCUCAGUGCAGACUCAGGCCACGGAGGACAGCCUUCCCGGGUGCACACAUGAAGGAGCAAGAGAGGCUUGGGAAGAGAAACCCACAGAUGCCGUGUUCAGUGCCAAGCCUCAAUCGGAGAAUUUGGGCAGGGUGCCAGGGCGGCAGGCCCCUACCCCUUCCUUCCCAACUGUGACCAACAAAGAUGCUAAGAAGUCCCGCUUGCCCAUCCUCCUAAAACCAUGCCAGUCAUUAGGAAGUGUUUAUCGCCUCCCUGCCACCCAGGAGAUGGUGGCUCAGCUGCAGAACCAGAUCCUGCAGCUGCAGGGGGAGCUGAAGGAGCUUCGAACUCACAAUAUGCAACUGCACCAACAGUUAAUUCUGGCUGAAGCAAUGACGGAGGGGAGGCCCACGCCCGACAAAACACUUCUGAAUGCUCAGCCCUUUGUGGGAGCGGCCUACCAGGACAGCCCAGGAGAGCAAAAUGGAGUUAAAGCCACACCUUCUGACCUGGGAGACAAGGACAUGGUGGACACUGAUCAGCAGACAAGCUAUGGGACCGACUCUGAAAUUUGCCUGCCUGAUGACCUCGCCAUCUUGCCAACAUGCAAAGAAAACCCUGAAGAUUUCCUGGGCCCUACAUCAGUGGCCGCCUACUUGAGUUCCAAGAGUCAGCUUUCUAUGAAAGGCAGUAGGAUUGGGACUGAUCAGUCUGAGAACAUCUAUGCCUCCAAUGACACAGAAUACUUAAAACAGAAAAUCUGUGACUUGGAAACGGAGCUGGAAGGCUACCGGAACUUCCUGUUUCAGCUUCAGAAGCACUCCCCAUGCAGUGAGGCCACCCUCACCAUUUUGUGUGGGACAGAAGGGGCCCAGGAUGGCCUGAACAAGCCCAAGGGCAGUACUGAUAAGGAGGACAUGACCUUUUCAAGUUUGCACCAGGUGCGCUACGUGAAACACAUGAAAAUCCUCCAUCCGCUGGCCCUGGAGAUGAUUGACGGCAGGAGGCUGGGCAGCCUCAAGCAGGAGCUGGUGGGACAGGAGUUUGAGCCGCAGAAGGAGCAGAAUCUGAACGUGGAACUUUUCAGUGAACUCCGCAAUUUGCAGAAUAAGUUCAGAGAUCUCUCCCCCUCAAGAUACGAUUCAUUAGUUCAGUCCCAAGCCAGGGAGCUGUCCCUUCAGCGGCAGCAGAUUAAGGAUAGCCAUGGCAUCUGUGUCAUUUACCGUCAACACAUGAACACCAUGAUUAAGGCGUUUGAGGAGUUGCUGCAGGCCAGCGACGUGGAUUGCUGCGUGGCCGAGGGUUUCCAAGAGCAGCUGAAUCAGUGUGCUGAGCUGCUGGAGGAUUUGGAAAAGCUCCUUCUCAACGGGAAAUCUGUUGGAGUGGAAAUGAGCCCGCAGAGUGACCUGGUGGAGAGGAUUGAGGAAGACAACUCAACCUACCAGCAUAUUCUGCCCGAGUCUCCAGAGCCGUCAGCCUCUCACCUGCUGUCUGAUUGUGAAGUGUCGGAAAAGUCCUUCUUCUCAGGAGACCCCAGGCAAGACAGUGAGACCGAGAAGACCUCGGUUAUGGCGAACAACUUUUCUCAAGACUUACUAAUGGAACAUAUACAGGAAAUUCGAACUUUGAGAAAACGUUUGGAAGAAUCUAUUAAGACAAACGAGAAGCUACGGAAACAGCUGGAACGGCAGGGGUCUGAAUUUGAGCAAGGCUCUACAAACGUUUUUGCUUAUGGUUCAGAGCUGCACAGUUCUCUGACAUCAGAGAUUCAUUUCCUAAGGAAGCAGAACCAGGCCCUCAAUACGAUGCUCCUGAAAGGGUCGAGAGAUAAACAGAAGGAGAAUGAGAAGUUACGAGAGUCCCUCUCCAGGAAGACGGCGGCCCUGGAGCACCUCGGGCAGGAGUACGCCGCCAUGAAGGGCGACAACGACAGGCUGCAGAGGGAGCUCGGCGAGAAAGAGACACACAACCGGCAGCUGAUCCAGGAGAUCUGCAGCAGCCGCAGCGAACUGAGCAGGGUGCAGGAGGAAGUGAAGUUGAGGCAGCAGCUGCUCUCGCAGAACGACAAGCUGCUGCAGUCCCUCCGGGUGGAGCUGAAGGUGUAUGAGAAGCUGGAGGAAGAGCACAGGAGACCGCCAGAGGCCAGGACAGAGGCAUCAGGGGAAGGUUGGAAGGGGCAGGAUGCUCACAGCGACCUGCACAGCCUCCUGAUGGAGAUCCAGGCUCUGCGGCAGCAACUGGAGAGGAGCAUCGAAACCAGCCACAGCCUACAGAGCAAGCUGGAGGAGCAGCUGGCACAGGGAGCCCAGAAGGCCCAGUCAGGAGCCCUCGCUGUGGCUGUGCGAGCCACGUCCAUGCCUGAGCGGCCCCUUCCACCAGACAGACUCGAUGGCGACAAAGGCCCCAUGGCAAACGGGAGCUCAUGUGACCUGCUUGAUUCCACCCGAGCAGUGACACCAGAGUCAGCUUCAGAAACUCCUCCACUGUCUGGGAAUGACAUGGACUCCCUCUCCUGUGACAAUAGCAGCUCAGCUGCCAGCACCCCCAGCAUGUCCUGCCCAGCUGUUGACCACUGCCCGUGGGCCAGCAAGAGCGGCUGCCAUGUCCUGGGCCUGAUUGAGGACUACGAAGCCUUGUGCAGGCAGAUCGAUCAGGGCCAGAGGCUGCUUGCUGAAAUGGACAUUCAAACCCGAGAGGCCCCCAGCCCCACGGGUCAGGAGCUGGGAACAAAGGAUCCACACUUGGUGCCUCUCAGCAAGUUUGUCACCAGCGUGAGCACAGCCAAGCUAAUCCUGGAGGAGGCCUCGAGGCUACUGAAGCUCCUCUGGAGAGUGUCCCUCCCCACAGGUGGCCAGUGCACCCUCCACUGCAAGCAGAUGGGAGAAAUGAAGGCCGAGAUCACCAAGCUGCACAAGAAGUUGAUUGAGCAAGAAAAGAAGUUGCAAAGCACUCUGAAGCUUCUGCAGCAGAGCAAGCACCAGGAAAAAGUGAUCUUUGAUCAGCUGGUCGUGACCCACAAAGUGCUGCGGAAGGCCAGAGGAAACCUGGAGCUCAGGCCGGGGGGAGCCCUCCCGGGAACGUCCGGCCCCAGCAGACCAGGCUCCUAGGGACGCGUUCAGCCACGAAUAAAGCCGUGCUUCUCACGGGGCUCAUGCCGUGUCUUUGUUCCGAGCGUGCUCCCCACUUCUGCAGGACAAAGGAAACGUGGUUUCUCCCUUAAUGCUUUUUCCGACCGGAACCUGGCCAGAGGGGUGUGGGCAGAAGGUUCCGGUGCCCCGUCCCGGGGCGUUCGGCCAGCCCGGAGCUCUCAGGUGCUGUGCUGGAGCUGGGCCAGGACCUGGAGCCGGGGCUGCACACUGCUGAGCUGCACGACCCCACCGGGACUCGGAGCUCAGCCAGCACUGUAGCCCGCAGAGCCUCAUUACGUCAUUCAUUCCGUUUCAGCUUGAGGAUUCCCUGACUUCGUGUGCAACCCCAAAGCUCAGGCCCCAAACCCCGAGGCGGGGCUGGCCAGGCUCCUGGGAGUUGCGGGGCCCCGCUCCUGCUCAGUGUGCGGCACUCGCAGUCAAGUCCUGGAUUCGCCCUCCCAGGUGGUGCCGGUCCCGAUUUGGUGUGGGGGGGUGCCCUGAGGCCCUGAGUGGGCACUUGCAUUUGCAUUGCUCCGAUGCUGGUCCUGACCUCCACACACAGCUGUCUGUGCCGCUGCUGGAGGCGCCUGCUUGCCGCAGCCCUGCCGGUGGCCUCCGUGUUAAUUACCCUUUACCUUUGCUCUGAGCUUCGCGAUCAUUCCUGAGAAGUAAACAGCCCCGCGCUGAGCCCUGUUUGCAGAUGAGAUACCCCCGAGAGGAGGUGACAGACGGGGACUCCCCAGCCGGACUUUGACAGACGCUGCACUGCCUGGCCCUGCCUCCCGCCUCAGCCGCGUGCCUGCUGCAGGUGCACAGAGCAGGCGCCAGCCGGGCAGAUGGGCCUCUGUCGGGGAGCGCCCUCCAGCCCUGUCACUGCCGCCACGCUGGCGACACGCCUUCAGCUGGCUUUCCUCGGAAGCCGCUCGUUCUCCCCUUGCCCUGCACCCCCAGCCUCCUCCCUGCCUGGCCCCGGUGCCUCUUCCCCUGCCCAUAGGCUCUGUUUCUAACCGGUUCUCUGGUCUUACUGCUGCCCACACCCAAAUCCCCCGUCCACCUGUGGCUGCCAACUGCUGAGCAGAAGCAGGCAUUGGAAACAGGGUGGUGGCUUCCCGCUUCCCCCCAAGCCCAGGCCCCCUGCCAGGUUUCCGAGGACCCCUGCUGGCGCCUCUGGGCCCUCCCUGGUCCUGCCUCCUUGUGCUCUGUGCUCCAGGCCACUGUCCCGGCCUGGGCCCCAGAUGCACCCUUUCUUUUCAACAUGCCUCCCGCACUUUCGUUUCCUGGGUCCUUAGCCGUAUUUCCCUGCUUUGGGAAGCCUCUCUGGCCCCUCCCCUCUACUCCUGUAGCCCCCAUGGCCCCUUGCUGGUGGUGGCUCCUGCCUGAGC
Molecule: messenger RNA, 7188 nt
Organism: Lepus europaeus (European hare)
Lineage: Eukaryota; Metazoa; Chordata; Mammalia; Lagomorpha; Leporidae
Gene: CDK5RAP2
Product: CDK5 regulatory subunit associated protein 2
Exons: 38
Coding region: 95-5785 (1896 amino acids)
Biological process (GO): establishment of mitotic spindle orientation; regulation of mitotic cell cycle spindle assembly checkpoint; positive regulation of microtubule polymerization
Cellular component (GO): pericentriolar material; perinuclear region of cytoplasm; microtubule organizing center
Molecular function (GO): calmodulin binding; gamma-tubulin binding; protein kinase binding
Source: RefSeq, a predicted model, not a curated record